Pseudovirgaria hyperparasitica is the source of this 670-nucleotide messenger RNA. RefSeq lists its product as uncharacterized. Lineage: Eukaryota; Fungi; Ascomycota; Dothideomycetes; Acrospermales; Acrospermaceae. The transcript is spliced from 2 exons. Gene Ontology annotation, cellular component: membrane. The coding region runs from base 185 to 649 and encodes 154 amino acids. The record is from RefSeq and is a predicted model, not a curated record.
CGAAACCUCAAACAGCAAAGCAUGUAGACUCUAGAGGCAUGGCGGUGGGACAGGCGUGUAUAAAGACGGAAGCCUGCCUGUUCAUGUCCCACCAGAAAGAUCCUACAAGCCUCAUUGGACUUUGGAUAUAUAAACAAACCCUCCAAGCACCACAAGAACUUCUGCAGAUCCCUGAAUCUUCAUCAUGGUCAUCUCACGGAUCCUCUCAUUCGCCCUUCGGGUUCUACAAUUCAUUUCUUCUGUGAUUGUCAUGGGCAUUGUAGCUUAUGAGGUCAGCUUGUACAACGACAAUGGCUACUCGAGACUUCCUGAUUCCUGGGAGUGGAUCUACUACGUCCUCGCCGUCAGCGCUCUUGGAACACUUGCCAGCCUGGUUUUACUUAUUCCAUUCAAGGCGACUUUCAGCCUAUGGGUCGUGGACGGCAUACUAUCAAUCCUGUGGUUUGCUGCUUUCGGUGUCUCGGCCCACUACUUCGAGCCCAUCAAUGAUUCAGACAGAGGCUGUGACUUGAGAAGGUUACGCAGCGUGUGUGGUAGAGCGAAAGCUUGGCAGGCCUUCAGCUUCCUGGCUGCCAUCUUCUUCCUCAUUAGUUUGUUUCUAGGUAUUUGGGUUCAUAGGAGCGGCAGGAAGUCACAGUCCAGUGUAUAAGUGGUUGGAGAUGAACGUAGG